AUUAGUGCCUAUAUCAGUGUUAUCGUUAAUGGAGUGAGGGAGAAGACGAGUGAUAAAAGAGGGGUUUUGGAGAGGGACUGAAGCAUCAAAUAAUUCCAAAAAACUUCUUACAAUUUGCUCAAUAUUUUUUGUCCGUUAAUUAUCUAUCAACAAUUCUAAAAUGUCGUCCUUGACUUUGAGACCAUCGUUGUUAUUACAGUCAUCUUCUUCAGCUUCAGCUUCGUCGUCAAAUUGUUCGUUGGCUUUGGUAUCCUGGCGUAACAAUUGGCAGAAUUCUUCCUCGAUUAAUUGCCCGAGGAAAUCAUCAGCUUACAAAGGUAGAUUAAUCUUGAGAGCUCAAUCUUUUGAUAGCAGUAGUGAGGACAGUAACAACAAGAACAACAACUCCAAUGCUGCUGGUUCUCAACCUUCCAACGGCACUCUGCAUAAAAGCAGGAGGGAAAUUCUAUUGGAAUAUGUGCAAAAUGUGCAGCCUGAAUUCAUGGAAUUGUUUGUUAAGAGGGCACCCCAGCAGGUGGUUGAUGCUAUGCGACAUACCGUGACGAAUAUGAUAGGGACACUGCCGCCGCAAUUUUUUGCAGUAACUGUGACCACUGUUGCUGAGAAUCUUGCACAGCUCAUGUAUAGUGUUCUGAUGACUGGAUAUAUGUUCAGGAAUGCACAAUACCGGAUAGAAUUGCAACAAAGCUUGGAGCAAGUUGCUCUCCCUGAACCACCAAAAAGCAAGGAUGGACCAGAAUUUGCACCUGGCACACAGAAAAAAGUGACUGGAGAAGUUAUCAGAUGGAACAAUGUUUCUGGUCCUGAAAAACUAGAUGCAGUGAAAUACAUUGAGUUGCUGGAAGCAGAAAUAGAGGAACUCAACCGUCAGAUUGAAAGAAAAUCUAGUGAUGGCCAGAAUGACUUAUUGGACUAUCUGAAAACCCUUGAGCCCCAAAAUCUAAAGGAAUUAACUAGCACUGCUGGGGAGGAUGUGAUUCUGGCCAUGAAUACAUUCAUAAAACGCCUGUUAGCUGUUUCAGACCCUAGUCAAAUGAAGACUAGUGUGACAGAGACAAGUGCUCCAGAGCUUGGUACUCCACCAAAGCUUGCAGAGCUACCGCCAGGUGAGAAUAUAUAGGCUUCCGGUGCUGGAGUGCGUAUAUGCCGGCAGGUGCUGUUUUUGCAAGGCUGACUGUCCGAUCACCAUAAGCUAUAACUGCCAAUGCUGUUUUGGGUUUCUAUUAAAUUGCUUUGUAUAAAGGGAGAAGGGAGUUAGGGUAGGGUUACAGAGCCUGAAAGAAAGAAAGGGAUCGAUAAACUCUAGUUAGUCACGGUAAGGCAGCUAAUGUACCGAACAACUUACGGGAGGAGGAUCUCGCCAUUUUGUUUUCUCCGGCCUGUAAUCAGAACGCAACCAAAUUGUGGUAAUUGAAAUCUAUAACAUUAGCGGUAUAACCCGUUUUUUA
Molecule: messenger RNA, 1448 nt
Organism: Coffea eugenioides
Lineage: Eukaryota; Viridiplantae; Streptophyta; Magnoliopsida; Gentianales; Rubiaceae
Exons: 8
Coding region: 161-1120 (319 amino acids)
Source: RefSeq, a predicted model, not a curated record